CGCGGCAGCUAGUUCCUCAUCAGUUCACAUCUCCAUAAGAUUAAAAUGCGGCCAGGGUUAAAAGUGCCCUUUGUUUACAACUCUCAAGUAAACACGAAAUGUGCACGAUUCUACAAACUCAUCGUCACGACUCAGCCGCCUGAACAGUUUUUCGUCAAAACCCCGAACUACUCUUGGCGGGUAUAGAUUCGUCACUCGUUGAUUCCGUUGUCGGUGACGAGAAUGUCUUCGACGCCAUUUUCGAGUAUCUUGGCUACCUUGACCUGGCCACCUAUGCUGGUCAACUCGACACCUUCACUCUGGAAACUCCGCAUACUCGGUUUCAUGGAAAGUGACUUAAUUCUCAACACAUGCCACAGUGUCUCAUUUACGAUCUGUGGUGAUGUCUGCCGAGUUGCACAAACAGAUUGCGUCUCGCUUAUACGAUUGCCGCGUAUCAGAGAAACAGCAGCUCAGAUCACUUUUCCCCUCCAUGCCAUGACUAUUCCAUGCAUCACUGUAAUUGGCACGCGACCCAUAUUUUGUUUCGUCUCUGUCACAGAAGCACUCCGUGUUGCGGUUACAAAUGGCCAGUACCCCGAAGCUGACGCACUUGACUACCGUUGAACGGUCGUCAGCUCUUAGGGCACACCGUCGAAUCAGAGAAGGCAUGGAGACACCAGAGUACAGGCUAGUUUUUAGCAUCUUCUCGCACUCAAAGACCUUGUGAAAGAGUAUUGGCUGACCUUCAUUGUCUGACUGACGUUGUUCGCGUGCCUCUAAAAAUGUUUCCAACCAGAGUCCUCCAGUUUUCUAGAUGCGGCCUGUUGUAAUAAUUAUAUUAGCUUCUUCGUUCGACUGGUGUAUGUACUACUAGUUAUGUUCACGAGAGCGAUGAUAGUUCUUGAUUCUGCCAGAGCUAGUUGUGGCUGUUGUCGCCGAUAUGUUGGCAUUUACUGGCAUUACUCUUUCUUGUUUUCGAAUGAAUUUUAUUUCCGCUUUUUGCGCGUUUAUCACGCUGCUUGACCAGGG
Messenger RNA from Suillus plorans, 1011 nucleotides. RefSeq lists its product as uncharacterized. The transcript is spliced from 3 exons. Lineage: Eukaryota; Fungi; Basidiomycota; Agaricomycetes; Boletales; Suillaceae. Bases 223 to 606 code for a protein of 127 amino acids. The record is from RefSeq and is a predicted model, not a curated record.